Vicia villosa (hairy vetch) is the source of this 678-nucleotide messenger RNA. RefSeq names its product general transcription and DNA repair factor IIH subunit TFB5-like. Gene Ontology annotation, cellular component: transcription factor TFIIH holo complex; transcription factor TFIIH core complex. Lineage: Eukaryota; Viridiplantae; Streptophyta; Magnoliopsida; Fabales; Fabaceae. The record is from RefSeq and is a predicted model, not a curated record. Gene Ontology annotation, biological process: nucleotide-excision repair; transcription initiation at RNA polymerase II promoter; transcription by RNA polymerase II. The coding region runs from base 272 to 484 and encodes 70 amino acids. The transcript has 2 exons.
AAAUAAAGUAAAGAAAAAAAAGUUUGGUUUAAGGAGGAUACGAAACCCCCUGAAUAACAACUCAAAGACUGGGCGAUUCCAAUCCAUCGCAUUAAAAAAGAAGAAGCCGCCGCUACUUUGCUCUCAACUGCCGGAAUACCCGCCGCUACUUUGCUCUUAGCUGCCGGAAUACCCGCCGCUACUUUGCUCUCGCCGGAAUACCCGCCGGAGCCGCUGCAAGAUAAUUGCUUCGCCGCAGAUCUCUGUUCUUCCUUUCUUUACCGCCAUUAUCAUGGUUAAUGCAACAAAAGGCGUCUUCAAUUCCUGUGACAUACCUAUGGCUCAAUAUAUCAUAAAUAUGAAUGCUUCAAUGCCUUCAUGCGACAAGUUCAUAAUACAUGUCUUGGACAGUACUCACAUGUUUGUUCAACCCCAUGUCGAGCUUAUGAUUCGAAGUCAAAUUGCAAAGUUUAGAGAAGACAAUACUUAUGUCAAGCCUUCUUGAUUUCAUUCAAUCUCAAUUUCAUCUUACCAAUACUUGUUUGUUUAUCAUGUUGGAAAACACUCUUCUAUUGAUGUUCUAUUAAUAUUGAAAUUGAAAUGCCUUUUGAAUAGUUGUAUAGACGCAUAUAAUACAGCUAUUUUGAUUAAAUUGAUGAUGAACUGGUGCAUUUUAAACAUGACCAAGUUGCUAAAUAA